Coregonus clupeaformis (lake whitefish) is the source of this 2063-nucleotide messenger RNA. It is a transcript of the gene trim35-12, whose product is annotated as tripartite motif containing 35-12. The record is from RefSeq and is a predicted model, not a curated record. The transcript is spliced from 6 exons. Gene Ontology annotation, biological process: protein ubiquitination. Lineage: Eukaryota; Metazoa; Chordata; Actinopteri; Salmoniformes; Salmonidae. The coding region runs from base 155 to 1717 and encodes 520 amino acids. Gene Ontology annotation, molecular function: protein binding; zinc ion binding; ubiquitin-protein transferase activity.
CUGUCAGUCCAGUGUCUGUUCCUGGAUGAGAGAUAGAGCUGACAGAGAACUUUCCUCAGGAAAGAGUAGAUGCUACAGCACUACUGAAAUAUAUUUCCUCCACUGAAAAGGGAAUACACCACAGCAGUCUCUAGCUACGAUCCAGGAGCCAGUCAUGGCGCAACGCCCACGGGCUUCCUCCCAGCCUGGGAAACCCUCGUUCUUACAGAGCCCCAAGGUGGACAUGGCUCUGCGGCCCAGGGCCGUGUCCUCUCACUCGGGCUCCAUGCUGGAGGACGAGCUAACCUGCCCCGUGUGCUGCGAGAUCUUCCGGGACCCUGUGGUGCUCAAGUGCAGCCACAGCUUCUGCCGGGCCUGCCUGCAGCAGUUCUGGAACCAGAAGAAGGUGAGGCGCGAGUGUCCCGUGUGCCGCAUGAAGUGUGCCCUGACGGAGCCCACGGUGAGCCUGGCUCUGAAGAACGUGGCCGAUACGUUCUUCAGGGAGCAGAGGAGCCAGGGCGAGGCGGGUGGGUGGCCGGACAGAGGGGGUGUCCCAGUGAAGUCUGAGGCGAAGUGCCCCACACACGGGGAGGUGCUGAAGCUGUUCUGCCAGGACGACGCCGAGGUGCUCUGCUGUGUGUGUCACACGUCUAAGAGGCACCAGGGCCACCAUGUGAUCCCACUAGAGGAGGGGGCCCAGGAGCUCAAGGAAGAAAUGAAGAAACAAUUGAUCCCUCUGAAGAAGAGCCUCCGUGGCCUCUAUGAAGCCAAGCAGGAGUGUGAUGACACAACUGUGCACAUCAAGAGCCAGACCCAGCAGACAGAGAAUCACAUCAGAGAGGAGUUUGAGCAGCUCAGGCAGUUCCUUCAGAAUGAGGAGGAAGCCAGGAUAGCUAUCCUACAGGAGGAAGAAGAACAGAAGAGACAUCUGGUGAGGAAGAAGACAGAGGGCAUCACCGCAGACAUCCUCACCCUCUCUCAUGCCAUCAUCGCUAUUGAUAAUGAGAUAGCCUCUAGUGACGCUCUUUUUCUUCAGAACUACAGAAACACAAAGAAGAGAGCUGUGAUACCUCUGAAGGGUCCAGAGGAGAUCUCAGGGGCUAUGAUCAACGUGGCGAAGCAUGUCAGCUCCCUCAAGUACAAGGUCUGGGAGAAGAUGGUGGUGCUGGUAGAGUACACUCCUGUAACUCUGGACCCUAACACGGCCUACUCCUGGCUCUCUCUGAACAAGGACCUGACCAGUGUGACCAAUAGCGGUCAUGUGCAGGUGCUCCCAGACAACCCAGAGCGUUUUGACCACUUUGUGUUCGUCCUGGGCUCUGAGGGCUUCACCACCGGCCGCCACGCCUGGGAGGUAGAGGUGGGGGACAAGGACGACUGGAUGCUGGGUGUGGUCAAGGAGUCCAUCAACAGGAAGGGCCGGAUCUCAGGCUGCCCUGAGGGCGGCUUGUGGAUGAUCUCCCACUGCGAGGGUGAGUACAUGGCCAUGACCCGGCCACGCACCCCUCUAAAACUGACAGGGGAGCUGAAGAGGGUCAGGGUGCAGCUGGACUACGACUCUGGGGAGGUGACCUUCUCCAACCCUGUUAACAUGACGUCCAUCUACACCUUCAAUGAUUUGUUCACUGAGAGGAUGUUCCCCUUCUUCUGCCCUGGGGCCAACAUCAAUGGCAACAACCCUGGCCCGCUGAAGAUCUGCCCGGUCAAAGUGGCUGUGUGGAACAGCGCCACCUGGUGAUGAGGAGGGGUUCUGACAGUACCAUUCAAAGAGAGUGCUAGCUGUACAUCCAAGGCACAUAUCCAGCCACAAGACACAUAGGUAAUGGCAUAGUGAAAUGUUUGGCACGGUGUGUGUGAAAAACAAUUUGUAAGAUCUUUUAGAGAUUGUUUUGAUUGCCUUUUGACUUUAUCGAUAGAAGAAAUCAUAUACUGUUUAUUAUCAAAAGACUCCAUUUGACAUUGGCUUGUUUUGCCAUAUUAUGGUAUGUGUAGUAAAAAGCAUGUGUGAUUGAUGAAUGAAGAUAUACGAUUUGAUACAAUGAAUAUUACAAUUCCUGUAUAUAAAAGCCCCAAAAUGUUUAAAA